AUGCCAUCAUUCGACACUAGCACCGUCCUGGUAGACGACGGCGACAACCGUAUUCAGUACUCACCUGGUUGGUCAGAAGACUCGGGUUCGGGUAUCGUCGAGGUCGACUCUACCCGACACGAGGCAUCUCAGGGAGGGUUAACGGCUUCAUUGACUUUCUCCGGCACACGUGUUAGCGUCGUCGGUACCCGGGACGACUCAUCGUCGCACGGACAGCCAAACACGGCGUACUUCAUCAACACCGUUCUGCAGGGCACCUACAGUGCGCCGUUCACUGCGCUGGGAGACGUAUUUUACAAUGUCACUUUCUUCACGUCGCCGACGUUGCCCUUCGGAGACCACACCGUGACCAUCACGAUGGAGGGUGGGACCGGGACCGGCCCACAAAUUUUCGUACUAGAUUACUUCCUUGUCGACACUGGCCAGCCGUCCUUAGGUCCUCCUGCUGCGACUCUGCCUCCUGCUGCGACCCCACCUCCUUCUGCGACCCCGGACCCACCGCGUUCGACGACCUCUCCCUUCUUAGCUUCUUCCACUUUCACUUCAACGUCAAGUCAUAAUUCAUCUUCUAACGGCCCCUCGAGCGCGGCUACCGCCACCUCCUCAGCUAUCGCCACCUCCUCGGCCCUGUUCUCACAUUCUGCGCUUUCUUCCGACUCGACUGCUCUGCCUGCCUCCCAAACUCCUUCCGUGUCUGGAGUGAUCCAGAACAGCCAGGAUUUGCCCACGAUGGCGUCGACGUCAACCGCACCCGAGAUAACCACAGGCAGUCCUAUCCCUAUAUCGUCGACGCAUACAACACACCCGUCCAUCGUCGGGUUAGCGUUGGCAGCAGUAGCUGGCGCUUCCGUUCUCGCCAUAUCAGUUAUUCUGAUAUGGUGCGUGAAGCGCCGACGCAGGCGUCGCAAUUAUGUUCUGAAGUCCAUCCCUUCGCAGGAUCAGCUCGGACCGGAUCAGGCUCUCCCGAGUUCAACACAUCGCGACGUCUCAAGCGCGACAUCCUGCCUCAUCAAUCAGUGGACCGUGCCACUACUUACCUCGGAGUCGCACACGCACCUCAACCAAGCCUGCGAGGUGCUCCACAUACACCCCUCCGCAGCAACAUUGGACUCAGUGUCUGUUAUAGCCCGUCACUCUCAGUCCGUCAUGGCGUCCGACUAA
This is a messenger RNA of Trametes versicolor FP-101664 SS1, 1161 nucleotides long. RefSeq lists its product as uncharacterized. Lineage: Eukaryota; Fungi; Basidiomycota; Agaricomycetes; Polyporales; Polyporaceae. The record is from RefSeq and is a predicted model, not a curated record. The transcript is spliced from 3 exons. The coding region runs from base 1 to 1161 and encodes 386 amino acids.